Achroia grisella is the source of this 2119-nucleotide messenger RNA. RefSeq lists its product as uncharacterized. Bases 54 to 1976 code for a protein of 640 amino acids. The record is from RefSeq and is a predicted model, not a curated record. Gene Ontology annotation, cellular component: Set1C/COMPASS complex. The transcript has a single exon. Lineage: Eukaryota; Metazoa; Arthropoda; Insecta; Lepidoptera; Pyralidae.
UAAAAUCAAGUUAUUGAUAGUAAUUACUUUCUAAGUACUCAAUAUACAUAUAAAUGGAGAAAAAAGAUAUGGAGGAAGAGGAUACAGCAUUUUUGUUUGAUAUAUCUAAAGAAAUAAAACACAUAUAUGAAACACCAGUAAUUUUUUUAACCAAAAAAGAUUAUUUUGAGAAUCUGUUUCAUGCAAUGUGUACUAUACGUUCUGCUCUUCAAACUGAUUCUAAGAAUCGUAUUAUUGAUGUAAUUGUAGAUUACCAUUUACAAUGGUUACACGCUGUUAAUGAAAUAGAGAAUUUCAAAAAGCGUAUAAAUGAUUUGCCUAAAGAAGAAAUGUACCAAUGUAUUAGUUACACUAUAGAUGCUAUGUCGCAUCGAUUAAAAUACUAUCAAAAGUAUAUGGAUAUGAACCGACCAAUGCUUUCUAAUUUGGAUCAAGCUAAUGUAAUAGCCGAUUUAGAAAUAGUCGAAGAUAUGCACAAAGAAGUUACAGUUUAUUUAUUAGAAAAAUUAAAAUGUUUUAGAAACUAUGACAGUAAUAACGACUUUAUAUUAAAAGUAAAAGAGGCUGUUGAUGAACUUUUAAAUUGGUUAGAUAAAAUUAACGAUGAGGUGUCUAUUCAGUUAACUAGAUAUAUAAAUAUGAAUGUGCCCCAUUUGACUGGUGAUUUAACAAAGACAUUACGACAAAUUGUUGACGAGCUUAAGAGUUCAGAUACGCCAUCGGGUCAUAAAAUGUUGGAAGAUCUUAAAAGAAAAGGUAGAGAGUUGGAAACAAUGAUACGUUCAACAGCAGGCCACAGUCUUGAAAUAAGCAAAGUCGUUGAAAAGAUCAACGUAUUAGAAGAGCGUAUAAAGCGCCUAGAAGGUGAAACUACUUCAGCUGCGGUUAUGGCUUUGAAACAUAAGAAAGAGUAUUUGGAGAAGCGACUUAAUUCUUUGGAAAAUUUGAAAACAAGUCUAAAAAGUAUUCAUAAUUUGGCUGAUCUUAGGUUAGAUGUUUCUGAACAAGAUCUGUGCGCAUGUGAAGAUUAUUAUCAGCUGAGAAUAUUUAAUCAUUUUCUUCCACCGGAGGAUCGAGAACGUUUAGUUACAGAACUAUGUUAUUUGUGGGAUUUAGCUGUAUUUGGAGAUCGCAGUCAUAAAUCCAUAAUUUCUAUACUGAGUGCCGCUGAUAUAAAAGAAGAGUACACUGAUGAUUUAGGUACUUUUUAUAUUGAUGAACAUAGCAGAAAAAUAUACAGAAUUCCUGAUGACAGUACCCUUUAUCAGCCAAAUGAACACAAUGAACUAGUUCCCAUAUCAGACGAUAGUGAGCAUAUUUAUUUUUAUGAUGAAUGUGGUCGCUAUUUUGUCGAUGCGAAAAAUAGGCAACGAGUUUAUAAAGCUCAUGCUACUGCUAGCGAAUAUAUGAUGGAUUCUUCUGGAAUUCUUUUAAAAAUAAAAGAAGAAAGGGAUGGUGUUGUUUACCACUAUGAUAACUGUGGGCGUUACUAUGUAAACAAGGAAGGUAAAAAUAUUUAUCGAGAGGAAAAUGCUUUAAGUGAAUAUGAAAAUGACGGUCUUGGUAAUCUUGUUCGUAUUAGAAGUCAUUUAGAUAUAUUUCAACAGUGCCCAGACGAUGUUCACGUAACUGAAGAUUUUAAGUACUUAAAACAAACUGUCGGAACUGCUUUACGUGAAUGUAUUGCUGAUGUUAUUAUUCACAAUCCUGCAGAUCCUAUUAAAUAUUUGUCUCUCCGAUUGAUGAAAUUUAGAGAAAAUAUGGAACUAAGAGAAAAGAGGUCAAGGGAGAAAGAACAAUUAAAUAUUGAAAGAGAAAUUAAAUCUGCUGAAGAGCGUGCAGCUGUUGAGAGGGCUGCAUUGGAAGCUGCUUUAUUGGCUCAAGGUGGUAGUGAAACUAGUUAUGACUCUAAUUUAUUGAAGUACACUUCAUUGCAUCAAGACGAUGCAAUGUCACUAGGAGCGAGUUCAAAAUAGUGAUUGAACCCUUGCUAAAAUAAUAUUCUCGUUAUUGCUCAUUCAUACAGUUUUCAGAAAAAUUUGCUUAAGGAUAGCAUUUUUGUUCUACAAAUUAUCUAGUACUGUAGUUCACAUCUUUAAAUAGUUACCUAUGUAGUAUU